Nicotiana tabacum (common tobacco) is the source of this 600-nucleotide messenger RNA. Lineage: Eukaryota; Viridiplantae; Streptophyta; Magnoliopsida; Solanales; Solanaceae. The record is from RefSeq and is a predicted model, not a curated record.
AUUUCUUUAUUAAGAUCAAAUAACACUUCUGGACUUCAAAUUUCACUUGAAGAUGGACAUUGGAUUUCUGUACCACCUGAUCAAAAUUCUUUCUUCAUCAAUGUUGGUGAUUCAUUGCAGGUGAUGACCAAUGGGAGGUUUAAGAGUGUAAAGCAUAGGGUUUUGGCAAAUAGUUUGAAAUCAAGGCUUUCAAUGAUUUAUUUUGGAGGGCCACCAUUGAGUGAAAAGAUAGCCCCUUUGGCUUCACUAAUGAAAGAAGAUCAAGACAGCUUGUACAAAGAAUUUACAUGGUUUGAGUACAAAAAAUCAGCAUACAAUUCUAGACUAGCUGAUAAUAGGUUGGUCCUAUUUGAGAAAGUAGUAUAGCCUCAUUAUUAAUUUUUUUUUUUUGAAGUCCCACCUUUUUACUUGUUUAGGAAGUAUAUGGGUUGUCAAGAUGCUCAAAUAUAGGUUUAAAGAUAGAUCAUUGGAUUUCCUAUAGAUAGCAAACUAUAUUUUAUUUCUCUUUGUUAUCCUAUCUUUUUUUGUUCUCCUUAUACUUUUUUGUAACCACGUCUUGUUAAUAAUACAAGUUCUAAGUCAUGAUCAUUAUCAAUGCCA